UUUGGGUCCUCCUGAAGAGGACAAGUCCACAGAGCAGGCCGAGGCCAGCUCCCUGUCCCAGCCCGUGCUGACCCGGCCGCCCUCCCUCUCUGCGUCCCCGGGAAUGACAGCCAGACUCACCUGCACCCUGAGCAGGGACAUCAGUGUUGGCGGCUCUAACAUCGACUGGAUCCAGCAGCAGCCAGGGAGCCCUCUCCGGGAUCUGCUGUACUACUCCUCAGACUCCGAUAAGCACCAGGGCUCCGGGAUCCCUGGCCGAUUCUCGGGCUCCAAAGAUCCCUCGGCCAAUGCGGGGCUUCUGCGCAUCUCGGGGCUGCAGGCCGAGGCCGAGGCGGACUCUCACUGGGCUACAGCUCACGGCA
Messenger RNA from Odobenus rosmarus divergens (Pacific walrus), 362 nucleotides. Its product is annotated as immunoglobulin omega chain-like. The record is from RefSeq and is a predicted model, not a curated record. The annotation marks the transcript as partial. Lineage: Eukaryota; Metazoa; Chordata; Mammalia; Carnivora; Odobenidae. The transcript is spliced from 2 exons. Gene Ontology annotation, biological process: immune response; immunoglobulin production.